This is a messenger RNA of Thermochaetoides thermophila DSM 1495, 429 nucleotides long. RefSeq lists its product as uncharacterized. Lineage: Eukaryota; Fungi; Ascomycota; Sordariomycetes; Sordariales; Chaetomiaceae. The record is from RefSeq and is a predicted model, not a curated record. The transcript is spliced from 3 exons. Bases 1 to 429 code for a protein of 142 amino acids.
AUGAUCGACGCUGUCAACUCGCAAAGAGCAGCGGCUACGGCGUCAGAUUUGGCAGAUGAAGUGAGAUCGCAAGUCACGGGACAAGCCGUUGAAGCACAUAGGCUCUCGGAGAUCGGCCCAGCUCCCGAGACUCCUGAUCAGCGUUUGACUCGGCAGGGGGGCAUGUGGUGGAGGUGGAGUGAGAGCUUCACUUCUCGAUGUGAAAGCUCCCUGGCUGCCGCUGGUGCUAAGAGCCUCACACCGAAUUUGAGCCCUAGCCCUGGGCCUAGGUCAGGCCAAGACCAUGUUCCCCGUCGCCUCCAUCCGCGGACGAUUGCCGUCAUCCCGCACUACCGCCAUGCCGGCAUCCUCAUCCUCGUCUUUGCCGUCGGCCGUAUCCCCGAAGACGUGGAUCAGCAUGAACGCCCGAUUUUCGUUUCCUCGACCUAG